UAAUCUGAGACUUGUAUCCUUUUGGGCAAUCAAGUAUCUGAAAUUUAUAAACAAUCUGCUGAGUCAGCCCGGUUUCCAUUCACUCCAUUCGUUUCAUUGAUACGAUGGUGAAUAGUAGUAGUACGAGUAGUAUUUUAAAGCAGUUACAAAAAAAUUGGUAUCCUUUUACUGUUGUUUCUUUGUUGUUCGUAAUCUUCUAUUCAGCAAACUUGCGCAAAGAUGUUAUCAAAUCCCAUUUCAAUAGGGUUACUAAAUCAAUGCCAUCACCAACACGUACUAUUUCAUAUAAUGCCAGGGAAAUGAAGUAUAUUUUAUUAUGGACGAACCCAAAAAACACGCCUUUCAAUUACUUCGGAGAAGGAAGAAACAUUUUCUUGCGAAAAGGCUGCGCCUACACUAACUGCUAUGUGACGAGUAACAGAAAUUUUCUCGGAGACUAUACAGAAUUUGAGGUUAUCGCAUUUAAUGGUCCAGAACUCAAUGAGUACGUAUACAUGAAUGAUUUACCGAAGAGACGGUCUGAGCGACAGAAAUACGUGUAUGCUAACAUCGAAUCAGCGUCAAUUUAUCCGGUAUGCUCCAAAAUGUGGAACAACUAUUUCAAUUGGACGUGGACAUACAAAUUAGAUUCGUCAGCAAUUUGGGGUUACUUUAUCAUACGAGAUCGUAACAACAGAAUCGUUGGACCAAAAUUGAAUAUGCAUUGGAUAAAUCAAAUUAAAAUGGAUCCAAUCGACGAUAACCUAAAGGUGCUGCUAUUAUCUAAAACAACUCCAAUCGCCUGGUUUGUUUCAAAUUGCGAUUCGGAUAGUCGAAGAGAAAUAUACGUUAAACAUAUCCAGGCCAAGCUCAGUCAUUAUAAUAUAGAAAUAGACAUCUAUGGAACUUGUGGGAACUUGCAAUGUCCCAAGUCCAUUACUGAUAGAUGUUUUAAAAUGUUAGAGAAGAAAUAUUUCUUUUAUUUGGCUUUUGAAAAUUCUCUGAGCGAAGACUAUGUAACAGAAAAGGUACUGAAUGCAAUGCAACAUAACACAGUGCCUAUUGUAUUUGGAGGAGCAAACUACACAAGAUUUCUACCAAAGGGAUCAUACCUAGAUGCCCUUAAAAUGGGACCAAAGAAAUUAGCUGAAGAAGUUCACCGAAUACUGCACAGUAUAGAUUCCGAAUAUUUCAAAUUUUUCCAGUGGAAGAAGUACUACUCAUAUCACAAAACAAACGAGAAUCCAGAUGGCGAUGUUUACUGUAGAUUUUGUGAAAUGUUAAAUGAUAAGGCAAAGAUGAACACGAAAACUGUAUAUCCACGUUUCAGUGACUGGUGGUCUUCUGAACAGAAGUGUCAUGAUAAAAGUAAAUAACACCUACUGAAGCUUUUAUUAGAUACACUUCUUUA
Molecule: messenger RNA, 1390 nt
Organism: Aricia agestis (brown argus)
Lineage: Eukaryota; Metazoa; Arthropoda; Insecta; Lepidoptera; Lycaenidae
Product: alpha-(1,3)-fucosyltransferase C-like
Exons: 3
Coding region: 105-1355 (416 amino acids)
Cellular component (GO): membrane
Molecular function (GO): alpha-(1->3)-fucosyltransferase activity
Source: RefSeq, a predicted model, not a curated record